AUGGAUUUGACACACGAGUCAUUAGUAGAGUAUGAAGAUGAAAGUGAAGCCGGCGGUGGCGAUGGUGGUUUCUACCCCUAUUCAGAGUCUUUUCGGCUUACAGACACACAUGAACCUUCUUUGGCAAGUCAAGAUUUAGCCACUAGAAUGUUCAUUCCAGAAAAUGAAGAGAAACUCUUUACAGAAUCGACUUUAUGUGACUUAAUUUCGAAAUCGGAUGCCGAACAAAUACGAAUGUCUACUACUGAUAACAAAGAGGAAGAAAAGAAGAAGAGUGAGACUACAAAAUCAGUGCCUGCACCACCACCAAUGCCACCACAAGAACCGAUUCAACAACAGCUAAAAUCUACCGGCAAGAUAUCAAUAAAGCAAUGCCGUGAAGCAAUAUCAGAGUCGGCAUCAUUACAACAGCAGCAGUCAGUAGAAACACUGAAACGUGAACGGCGGCUUGUCUUCGAUCGUAGCGGCAGCUCCACGGCUAAAAAGUCUGAACUUGGUACUGGUGCUGCUCCUUCUCUCCCUCCUCGUCUUCCAACAACAGCAGCAUCAUUAUCAUCACUUCACCAUUUCUCUCAGACUUCUAUCACUAACAGUAUCGCAAGUGAAGAUGUUCCAACAUUCGAUUCAUCUAUCGGCGAGUUACUGCUCCUCGAUGUCUGUCCACUUGGUAUAGGCAUCGAAGAUAUUCACGGUCACAUGCAUACACUCAUUCGUCGUAAUACAACCAUCCCAAUGCAAACUGAAUUUUACCCAGUAUUCACAAAUGCUUAUGCCUAUCAGACGACAGCUACUAUUCGUAUAUUUGAAGGCGAACAUAAUCUCACAAAAUACAAUAUACUCUUGGGCGAGUUCAGUCUUACUGGUCUAACAAGUAACUUCGCUGCUCAAACGCUUGAAAUAGCUAUUCGUAUCGAGAUCGACGCCAAUGGUAUACAUCGUGUCGAUGCUCAAGAAGCGCGUUCAGGCGUCAAAGCUUCAUUUACUAUCGCACCUAGUAGAUUGACAAAAGAUCAAAUUGAGCGACAUAUUACAUAUGUACAAAGUGAUGCAGAUUUUGCAGCUAAAUCUGUUUAUGAUCGACAAGCCAAUGAUCCAUUAUACUUGCUCGAUGGUCAAACUGAAGUUGUAAUGCACAACUUUUCUGGUGAACUUAUUGCGUCAUCCAAUCAGACGACUAGUACUCCGCUUCUCAGUAAACUGAAUGAUGUUCAAUCUACACCAGCAAUGAUUGAAGAACUCAUCAAACUUCAAUCCGAGGACGGUUCAUUUACAUUAAAUAAAGACUUAGCUGAUGUGCUUCAUAUCAAUCCUGAUAUUUUCAAUGGUCUUGAACAUUAUUUACGCGAGCAAGGUUUUAACUCACUCGCUUUGAAUAUACGCAACGAAAUUCUUCGUUUGAUUGGUACGGGUGUUAUUCUUAUGUGGUUGGUUCUUCAAACACAACCUUCGCAACAGAAUAAAAUUCAAUUUUUGUUUAUUAUUGAACAGAUCAAAGUUCAUCUUUGCAACCAUUUACCUGCUAACAUAAAUGAACAAAUGGACAAAGCAAUAAAAUUCUAUCAACAAACAAGUCAACGUAUUGGUAUAUAUUGUGGACAAUUAGAAUUACACGAUUCAUCUUGGGACAUGUUUAUUCAACGUAUAAUUAUCGGCAACGAUCAUGUCAAUAACUAG
This is a messenger RNA of Rotaria sp. Silwood2, 1674 nucleotides long. The record is from the annotation of a GenBank genome assembly. Lineage: Eukaryota; Metazoa; Rotifera; Eurotatoria; Philodinida; Philodinidae.